Glycine soja is the source of this 591-nucleotide messenger RNA. RefSeq names its product E3 ubiquitin-protein ligase arih1l-like. NCBI's taxonomy places the organism in Eukaryota, Viridiplantae, Streptophyta, Magnoliopsida, Fabales, Fabaceae. The transcript has 5 exons. Gene Ontology annotation, molecular function: ubiquitin conjugating enzyme binding; ubiquitin protein ligase activity; zinc ion binding. Gene Ontology annotation, cellular component: cytoplasm; ubiquitin ligase complex. Gene Ontology annotation, biological process: ubiquitin-dependent protein catabolic process; protein polyubiquitination; positive regulation of proteasomal ubiquitin-dependent protein catabolic process. Bases 1 to 591 code for a protein of 196 amino acids. The record is from RefSeq and is a predicted model, not a curated record.
AUGGAGAAGAUGGAGGGUGGUUUUCCUCGACUUGCCUCAUUCGUGUGCAACUGUGAGCCUUUCUCAGAGGAAGAACUCCAAGCCAUCGAAGCCUCUCUUUCCAACCCUAACAACAAACGUCCAUAUCCAUUCAAUGCGCGCGCUUCUUCUUUCUCGCCUCAUACAGAAGAUAUAAUAAGGUUGGUCCAUUGGCUAAGGAAGAAGAGGUUCGUGAUUUUCAUGAACCAAAACUGUUGUCACUAUUUUUGUGAUGAUUGCAUUGGAAGACAUCUGGCUGCAAAAAUUCAGGAGAAUAUAUUAAUGGAUUGCUCGGCUAUGUUGAUACCUGAUGUUGAGGAAGUUGUGACUGUUUCGAAAUGUCCACAUUAUCUAAUGCUUAUGGAACUUGCUAAGAACAAAUGUUGGAGAAGAUGUCCAAAAUGCAAUUUCUACGUGGAAAAGGUUGAUGGAUGUAAACAUAUUACUUGCAGAUGUGGCAAUGAAUUUUGCUAUGCCUGUGGAUCCUCUUGGAAUGGUGGUCAGCAUAUAAAGUUGCACGAGCACUUGUGCAAUGCUAUAUGGUAUAUGUUGUUAGUGAACCACACAUUGUAG